Messenger RNA from Calliphora vicina (urban bluebottle blowfly), 1821 nucleotides. RefSeq lists its product as uncharacterized. Bases 1 to 1821 code for a protein of 606 amino acids. The transcript has a single exon. The record is from RefSeq and is a predicted model, not a curated record. Lineage: Eukaryota; Metazoa; Arthropoda; Insecta; Diptera; Calliphoridae.
AUGGCAGAUGGUGAAUGGCUUACUUCACGACAACUAAGCACACUUUCGUACGAAGAACAACAAGCAUAUAUUCGUCAGACGCUUGAAGAAAGCCGAGAAGAAAUAAGUGACCACGAUUCAAUAGUGGGUGAAGAGGCAUUAGGUGAUAUUGUUGGUGAUGACUCAGACGUUGAACAACCCAUCUUACCAGAAUAUGACCCCGAGGACAACAGUGAUUCUGAUGAAGAACUUGAAGGUGCACCAAUUGAAACUGGCGAAUGUUUUACUGCCAGAGAUGGUAAUGUUUGGUCUUCAAUACAACCACAACCUGUAACAUUCCGUACGCACAACAUUCUAAGAAGUGUAAAAUCUGGACCAGUACGGGCAACGCAAGGUUUGACCAUUGCUGAAACGUUCCAAUUGAUAAUGUCAGACGAAAUAUGCGACAUAAUUAUUCGUGAAUCAAAUCGAAAGGCAAUGCAAUUCUAUGAUAAUGACAAUGCAAAACAUCCAACAAGAGAACCGAGAUCAUGGAUUCUCAUAACAAAAAGUGAAUUUGAUGCAUAUUUGGGCCUACUUUUGCUAAGUGGCGUUACACAUUGUGGUUACAUGCAUACGAAAGAUUUGUGGAAAACUACAUCACAUCCAUUAUAUCGUGCUGCAAUGAGCGUGCGACGAUUUUGGGAAAUUAGCCGCUUCAUACGUUUUGAUAAUGGAAACACACGCCAGCAACGCAAACAAACUGACAAAGCAGCAGCAAUAUCGGACGUGUUUUUGAUGCUAAACAGCUGUCUUCGUAGAAAUUACGUGGCGGGAGCCAACAUCACCAUAGAUAAACAAUUGUAUGCUUAUCGUGGUGGAACUGGCUUCACGCAAUACAUACCAUCAAAACCUGCCAAAUAUGGGAUAAAGGUGUGGUGGGUGUGCGACUCCAUUUCGUCCUAUCCAUUACAGGGACAACUUUAUACAGGAAUGGCACUGUCUGGUGAACGUGAAAGCAACGUUGGCGAAAGAGUAGUAAAGGAUUUAUGUGUCAACCUUUUUGGUGGAAGUGGAAGAAAUAUUGUAUGUGACAAAUUUUUCACCAGCUACAACUUGGCAAAAUCUUUAAUGAUUUACAACAAUUUAUCUAUAUUGGGUACUUGCAACAAAAGGCGUACAUUCGUGCCAGCAGCAUUUGCCAACCCCAAACGACGUGAGGUUGAAUCAUCAAUGUUUGGGUUCUAUAAUCACGUUACGAUGUGCUCGUACGUGCCUAAGAAAAACAAGGCAGUUGUAAUGUUGUCCACUAAUCAUUAUACAACAGAAACGGCCGGUCCCAAGAAGAAGCCAUUGCUUAUAUUGGACUACAACAAAACCAAAGGCGGCGUUGAUAACAUGGACAGGUGCUUGUCCGAAUUUAGUACUAGGCGGCGCACAAAUAGAUGGCCUUUGGCUUUCUUUUAUAAUAUUGUGGACGUUGCUGCGUUUGCUGCAUACGUAAUAUACGUUGACAACAACACUCAACUGAAGGCAUCUACAAGAAGCCGUAGGAUGUUUCUCCAUCAGCUAAGCGAGCAACUAUGCAAGCCAGAAAUGGAGAGAAGGGCGAAUAACAGCAGAAUAUCUAGAGUUUUUUCAACGCGCAACGCCUUGGAAGCCAUAAAAGGUGGGCCCAUCAGAGUUGUGGAUGCUGAAGCACAUGAAGCGGAGGUACGUGAUAGUACGGGCCGUCUGAAAGUAAAGGGGAAUUGCUACAUCUGCUCGAAACGACGCCCUACUCGUAAAGCAUGUACAUUAUGCAACGAACCAGUGUGCGUAGAGCAUUCCAAAGACUUGCCGCAAUGCAAUAGAUGUAUUUGA